AUGCUUUUGUGCUUCCACCCCCCCCCACUCCCUUGUAGCCUCACCGUGCUCCCGGGACAGCUGAAAAAGGAGGAGAAAUUAUGGCCGGAGAAUUUCACGCGCAUCCUGGACCGUCUCCUGGAUGGUUAUGACAACAGGCUGCGUCCUGGAUUUGGGGGUAUGGUUACUGUGUACGGUCCCUGCUGUCUGUGCUGAGUCUGCCUGUGUGUCUUGUCUGUGGGGGAAAUUCGCCUAGGUAUGCUUCUGUGCCUUUCCAAACCAAAACAAAAACAAAGUAAUGAUGAUGGUUGAUUUUCUCUUGUUGUGUGCCUUCCACAAACCAUGUUGAACCCAUUUCCCUCCUCCAGCUCUGCUAUAUCUGAUCACUUGGAUGGGGAAGGGGGGGGGAGAAAAGGGAGGGAGAGCCUUCUGAUUCUUUACAUCCCCCCUCCUACAAAAAAAAGAGAACCACAUUCCAGAUUGUGGCACCCAAAGCUGCUCCUUAGAAACGCCACAGCCACCCACUGGUUCUAGCACAGCUGCUCAGACCAGUUUCCUGGGUCCUGUUUUGGAUUUCGGUGGCAGCUUGUCAAUCAAAAUUCCGCUACAUGCUUAACAUGAGCAGGGAGGAAGUUUGGUCUCCUCCUCCGAGUUCACAUCCUUGGCGAUCCAGCAGUGGCAAGGCGGCUCCGGGGAACCUUCCUCCCUGCCAGUUUCGGCUACCUCCUCUCCCCUGCCCCUCUCUGAUUCCGCCACAUUAAGCAGGGAAAACAGGGAUUUAGCAGCUGGGCCCCCAUUCCUCCCCACCCCCCCGCCCAACCUCAUCUGCAGAUUGUGUACAUGGUGGUAGGAGAGAAGUUGAGAGUUGGUUGCCUGGAUCCUGCCACUUUGGGGGCAGCAAUCGCUUGGCAUUCUGUCAAAGGAGAGCAAAUGCAGCUGCUGCUUCUGAUUAAAAACACACCCGCACACUCCGGCAGUGAGGCUAUGGGAGGGUUUUUUGGUUUUUUAAAAGAAAUCUUGCACCUGCAUCUGAUGAUCUUGGCAACAACGUUCACAUCGAAAGCCCCAUCCUUUGCAGGCGGUAGCAGCAGAAAGUGGAACGCCCCCUUCUUUAGCUCGCAUUUAUGCCCCCUCAAAUUUUUUAGCUCUCGACCAAUACAUGGGGACCUCCAGAUUUUGUAGCAGCCGCUCAUCCUGGCUUUGCUUAAUUGCUGCCCUCGCCGCUGCAUUAAUUAUACUUGUUCAUUUUUCUGAUUUAGGAGGUUGGGUGGCUGAACUUUGAGUCAAGCCAUGGCCAGAUUUGUGGGUUGGAUUUGUGACAUAGGAGGUGCAAAAAGUCCCACAGGAUCAAGCAACACCCCGCCUCCCCUGUGCUUCCAUGACAAAGUGUUGAGGGCUGGCUGCAGCUCUUCCUUGUUUCUGGAAACGGGCAUGUGUCAAAAUGUAGGAUGAGGCGAUGGAGUUAUUUCGGAGGCUACUAUGCAACCAGCACUGAGCAAAGACUUUGCUGAGGCUUGUUCUGUGAAAACAUUGUGCUUCUUUCUUUAAGUGCUUAGUUUAGACAUGUGAUACACCUACGCUGGCAUCUAUGCCGGUAAUUUCCAGAUAUGCUGUUACCCAGUGCAGUCAUAAUGGGAAGCAACUUGGCACUAUCAGUUCCUGCUUAUUUUAGACAUCUUUUCAGUAGAGUUGGGCUGCUCUGAGGUCUGUUGAAGAACACGAAGCAUAGAUGAAGUUAACCUUAUGAAAACAUGACACUCAACCAGCGACACGAUGGUUUUCUUGUCUCUUUUAUACAUUUCUCUCCAGCGUGCAUGCACAGAUAUUGUCUGAUCAGAAAUCACAUAGAUGUUUUGCAUGUGUUUUUGUGAGAUGAUAGCUUUUACUUGAUCCACUUUGGUUGGCAUAAGGUUCUGGAAACUUUUGAGUUACAGUAGAAAACUUUACCAAGAAGAUUAAAGGCAGCCAAUUUUUUCUAGCUCAGCUCCAAAGAACCGUGGCCCAAGUUAGACAUAAAGAGAGCUUUUGGAUUUGUGGUUCUUGAACAGCAGCUCUCCAUGUCACAUGGCAAAGUCCUUUUGAGGGAGAUUAUGAAAGUGGUUUGUGAUACUGGAUGCAGGACUAGUCUGAGAUAUUUUGCUGCCUGAAUCCAAGGACAAUAAGAUGACCAGACUGGUAGCUGGAUCUUAUUUCCGACACUGGCGAUGGGGCAUUAUGCUUCCAUAGAGAGCAACAGACUAGCUUAGGGAAUGCAGGCCAGGUCAGGCAGCAAACACAUCUCUGCCCCCCAGCAACUUGCUGCCACUCCCUGGCUCUCAUGAUUGGAUACCCGAGGAAGCUGCCCCACACUGUCCAAUGGUAGGGCCAGUCCUGAUGGCAUAGGAGACUACAAUUCAAAGGGAUGGGGAGGAAUCAAAAAGUAUACUGGACCCAACUGCUUAGGCACAGUAUGAACUUAUGCAUGUUGUUCAAAACUAAGUCUCACUAUAAUCAGUGGGGGUUGCUGUCAAGUAAGUGAGUUUAAGACCGCAACCCUAAAACAGUUCUUUUGCCUAUAUGUGGAACAAAAUCAAACAACUACAUGUAAUGUUUAGAAUAUUUUCUCUCAUCCCAACUAUUUAAUCGCUUCAAACAUGCAUGUUUGCUUAUUGAAUAGCACACAUGGGGCUUAAAGAGCUUAAGGUCUUUGAGUUAUAUGAUGUUCUACUGACCCAAGAACUCAAAGGAAUUGCUUCCUGCUAGUCUGUCCCCCGGCCACGUAUCUUAAAAAUGUUUAGAAGGCUAAAAAGGUGUACACACACAGUUAAGUCCAGUCGCACCAGAAGCGGUUUAGUCAUGCUGGCCACAUGACCCGGAAAGCUGUCUGAGGACAAACGCCAGCUCCCUUGGCCUGAAAGCAGAGAUGAACGCUGCACCCCAAAGUCAAAUUCAACUAGACUUAACCAUCCAGAGGUCCUUUACACACACACACACACACACACACACACAUACUCAAAAUGAUAACUUUUUUGUCUCUAAAGUGAAGCAAACAUUUGCAUUAAUAAGCAACUAGAGUCCCUACAUGACUGAGAAUCAGCUCCAGAAGUGUUGAAUGAACAGAUGUAUCAGCUUCUGGCUCCACAAUGAUGUGUCCCACAAACCAUAGCUGGCCUGCUAAAAUGCAUGAUCUCAUCUAUUUUACAUCUUGUGCAGAUUUCAUAGUCACCUGAGAAAGAGGCUGUUAAUCUUUCUGGAAUAAAUGCCAAUUUUAGGGUCCCAUAAAUGAUUAUAUGUCACAUUAUCUAUCUGAGGCACAUAAAGUCAUAUAAUUGAGAGGUACCCUCAGGGGCCAUUUGAUGGUUGGAGAGUCAGUGGUUCAGAUAAAUAGGAGUAUUGCUACACAGGAUUCACACUGAGAUGACUCUAGAUUGGGGUGGGAUUCCUGUGACUAAAAGAUUGCACACAUGACGGUCUGCCUAAUUUCAAAGUAGGGCAGCCAUCACCAACAACAUAAAGAAAAAGAGUAAAUGGAUAACAUAAAAAUAGUUAUAAAGGGCAGAGAUUCGCAUAUAAUUUUCAUGGGCUGAUAGAGUCCAUUUUAGAAAUAAUUGCUAUAAUUUAAAUACAUCUCACCAGAGUGGAGAAGACUGUGACCAGGUGACUUGUCUACUUGCUCAUCUUCUCUCCUAAUGAUAACUGCUGAUGGACAAGUUCUGCCUUCACUUAAGUAUAUAUUUAAAUUGGGUCACACUGGGCAGCAGGGGUGCCAUCUUGAAUAAAAUAUUGGAGUGGCAGGUAAGGCCCACCCCACAUAAUCACUCACAGGACGCGAUGCACACACACCAAUUGAAUGGCAAUGCCCAUCAACUUUGGGGGCCACCCUGCCCCCCUCAAAAUUUUUAUUGGGUGGUGGGCAAAGGGACCUUAGCUCCUCGGAGUUGUCUCCUAUGCAGAGGAAGGUGCUUCCAUAUAGAGGAAUGCUCUCUGUAAAGUAUGGCGCAUGGGUGUUCUCUGUCAAAAUCCCCCUGCAAACAAUUUGUUCAAACCUGUGGGAAGAGUGACCUGUUCCUCACCAGUGACCUGCUAGGCAUGGGGUGGAGGAGGGCUGGCAGAAAGAGAGGGGGAAAGGGGUGAUUUGAUCCAUUUUCAGUUCCUAACCCUACCCACUGCUGGCUUUGACCCCACCCACAGCUGGCUUGCAGCCCCUGAAAGAUAAAAAGGUAAAGGUAAAAGACCCCUGACAGUUAAGUCCAGUCGGAGACGACUCUGGGGUUGCGGCGCUCAUCUCGCUUUACAGGCCGAGGGAGCUGGCGUUUGUCUGCAGACAGUUUUCCCGGGUCAUGUGACCAGCAUGACUAAGCCGCUUCUGGCGCAAUGGAACACCGAAACCAGAGCAGCAAAUGAAAACACCGUUUACCUUCCCACCACAGUGGUACCAAUUUAUCUACUUGCACUGGCAUGCUUUCAAACUGCUAUGUAGGUUGGCAGGAGCUGGGACCAAGCAACGGGAGCUCACCCCGUCACAGGGAUUCAAACCGCCAACCUUCUGAUCGGCAAGCCCAAGAGGCACAGUGGUUUAGACCACAGCGCCACCCGCACACCCCCCCGGAAAGAUGGUGACCCUUAAAAGGAGAAAAGGUUGUCCACCCUGGUCCAACAUGGGGCAGAUAGUGGAUAUUUGGGCUGCUUCAACAAUUACAGUUAUAGGUUUACACCUUAAGGAGAAAUGUGUGUAAAUGAUACAAGCAUGUGUUUGGAAACACUUUGUCUAGUACAGGUAUGUCCGCUUGAGAGGCGAAGGUGUAUGUUUGAUGGCAAGCCCGGGUUAUAACACCAUCCCUGUACUCUGUAGGCUUGGUAGGCCCUACUCCAAGGGGCUUACAACCUCAAAAGAGACCCAAGCGGAACAGCAGAGGCAGAGGAAGGAAAUUUAGGUAGGGUAAACAGGAGAAGGAUGUGCAAUUAUUUCAAGUGCAUGUACUUAUUUUAGCUACAUGUGACUGACAAUGCAAUCCUAGGCACGUCUCCUUGAAAGUCAGUCCCACUAAGCCUUAUUGCCGGCCGGGUGUGCACAGGACUGCAGUCUUAGAUGCAGUAGUAGGGUAUUGUGAAUAGGGGUUUGUUCCAAAGGCUUUGCAGAAAAAGAAGAGCUUUGAGGAGGGAUCUGGAGGAAGUGAAGGUAGUUGGCUUCCUAGGUGUAUUCUAGGAGUGGAUCCUAGGCAGCCAGGGAGAAAAGAUGGAGGAGUUUCAGGGAGCAUUUGGACAGCUAAGGGCGGUGAAGCUGGAUAAGUGAAGGUUUGUUGGGAUACAAGCGCAGAGAGAUGAGGACUCUAAAGGUAAGAACAAGACACUUGUGCAAAAUAUCAUUACGAACAGGAAGCCAAAGCAGGAAUUUAAGGAUGGGCUUUAUAUGAUCUUGAGUGAUGAGGAAGGUGGAAAGUUUUGACAGCAGAAUCAUGGAUGGACAUAAUGGACCAAGAUGAAACAGUGGAAGACCACUUCAGGUGUGGAAUGGGGCAGCUGAUUCUUGUUGAAUGAAGAUCCAGCAGCAGAUCUGGGGUUGCUGCCAUGUAAAUGAAUGAAGCAACCUUGUAAACUAGGAAUGUUGGAGAACUACCAUGCAUAAGAUAGGGUUUACUUUGUGUUCACAUUUGGAAUGGAAGGAAAAUUCAAUGAAAGCCCUAGAAAGAAAACCUUUGAAAUCCAAGUUGGGUGUUGGGCCAUUUUUGUUGCUUCUUUGUCCAAACUCAAAAAGGUGAACAGUUUUUAAAGCUCCUAAGAAGCAGAUUGAAUAAAAGACUCUGAUUUGGGGAGAUAGUAUCUAGCCUUGUAUUGUCCAUUUUUGUAGUAAAGGUACCUUUCUGCUGAACUAGAAAGAACUCAUAUUAUGAUUUAAUCGUGAUUGUAUGGCAGUGUGCAAAGGUUUGUUUCUUUGACAUAACUCAGAAUAGCAGCAGCUGAUUAAUCAUUAAAAUAUUCUUUUUCUUCUUUGUUUUUUUCUUUUUUGCUGACAAACUUUUAUGCCAAAAGUGUUUCACUUUUUUCUUUUCUUUUUUUUUGGAAAUCAUGUAAUUCACCAAUGAACACAUAAGUAAACAAAUGUCAGAGAGCAUGGCAAGAUUCAAUGAGAAGAGAACAUUUAAUGUUAAAGUUGUGUUCCAGUUUGACAAGCAAUGGAAUAUUUAAUGUCCCUGCUGAAUCAUGUUCUCCAGCACAUUUAGCUCUAGUUAAAUUCUGUACAGAUUUCACAGGAGCUGGGUUGACAUGUCACAGAUUCUGUGAAAGCACCUGUGUGGCAGUUGUUAUUAUUUUUUAAAAAAACCCAGAAUCAUAGAAUUGUAGAGGGUACCCAAGGGUCAUCUAGUCCAACGCCCUGCAAUGCAGAAAUCUCAGCUAAAGCAUCCAUGACAGAUGGCCAUCCAACCUCAGUUUAGAAGCCUCUGCUUAAACCUUCUUUUUAGUUUCAUUUCAUUUCAUUUAAACCUUUUAUUUAGUGUUAAGGGAGGGGUAGUAUCUCUUGUUGGGGACACAUUGUGCUCCUUCUGGGGGAGUUUGCCCACCUUUGGUCCACACCCUGCACUCAGCUUUCACCUGUGACUCCUAGAAGCUGCCAGCAUGUGACCAUGGCCACACCCAAUAUAAAAAAGAAAACUUAUCUGCAAGGGCUUAAGACCUAUAUGUGUUGUUUUUUUAAAAAAAGAAAAGGUGAAAGCACUUUCUUGAGGGGGCUGGGAGAGACUACCAGUGAGGCAACUUUUCCUCGCCCCAUCUCUCUCUCUCUCUCUCUCUCUCUCUCUCUCUCUCUCUCCAUUGGACUACAACAUUAUACCUCUAUCAUACUUCUGCCUGUGUCCAUUUAGCUUAGUUUCAAUCUCAACCCUAAAGGUAAAGGGACCCCUGACUGUUAGGUCAGUCGCGGACGACUCUGGGGUUGCGAUGCUCAUCUUGCUUUAUUGGCCAAGGGAGCCGGUGUACAGCUUCCGGGUCAUGUGGCCAGCAUGACUAAGCCACUUCUGGCGAACCAGAGCAGCGCACGGAAACACCAUUUACCUUCCCGCCCGAGCGAUACCUAUUUAUCUACUUGCACUUUGACGUGCUUUCGAACUUCUAGGUUGGCAGGAGCAGGGAUUGAGCAACAGGCGCUCACCCCAUUGAAGGGAUUCGAACUGCCGACCUUCUGAUCGGCAAGUCCUAGGCUCUGUGGUUUAACCCACAGCGCCACCCGUGUCCUAACCCUGAUUAAAAGUGCACUGGCAUGAAAAAUGUAGAGGCUGAAACAGAAUGGGUUGACUUCUGCUGAUAAACACCUUGGGUAGGAUCCGGCCAAAUUUUAAGUCACAUGGAUUUCCUGCUGAAAUUAAUGGCCCUUAAAUGUGUCGGCUUGGCUGGGCUGUGCCCCUUGUGAAAUAUAAAUAAAAUCCGACCGGUUUAUUACAACAAAUCAUCAUGUAACAUUCUGCUUUCUAGGUUAGAGCAGAAUGACGUGUAAGCGUCUGCUGAAGCCUGAAUGUCUUCCAAACUCCCCACCUCCCCAACCCGAUAAAUAUUUCCUUAUCAGUAAUUUUGUCGUACAGUUUUCCUGGAAUGUGGAGAUACUGUUGGCUUUCUGUUGAUUUCCUAAAGAUGGCAUGUACCCAGAUUCAAAGAAAUCUGAAACCAUCUUGGCUUCAGUAGAGAUUUCAUCAAUUGCAACAUUGCCUUAGACUCUUAAAAUUAGUCCCUGUCAGUACACCGCUUAGCAUUUGUAGGGUAAAAGGCUGAAAAAUGAGUAGGAAGUGCUAUCAGCUUGCUCAUCUAGAGAAGGGGAUUUGUACCACCCUGCUUUUUAAAAGUGGGCGUAUGAAUGGUUCUAACAGCCAUCAGCCCAGCCCCCAGGCACUGUGAGUUCCAGCCACCCCUGGUUAUCCACCCUCUGCUUCUUCUAGGAGUUCAUACCCAAAAGAGGUAUUUUAACUGGAAAACAUAGAGAGACAGAGGCAUUAAAAGACAGUCAAUACAGAAAAGAAACCAGAUGAUAAAAAAACUCCUAACUUCUCUUUCGACUCUUCAUUGACAAUAAUUUGCUGGGCUUGAACUUAUAAUUUUGGAAGUAUGAAUGUCCAUUCAAUUACAACAGGAUUGGAACCAUGAUAGGUAUUCUCUUCUCCAAUCCUCUCUCCAUCCCCCCUCUCUUCCUCCAUGCUUUAGAGGUGAAUUUUACUUCAAAUCUCUUGAUCAGCCAGACCAGUGGGUUGGGCUUUGUGUGCCCAGCCACAGACCCCUCACCCCCCUGGGAGCCAAGGCCAGGAAAAACAAGACACAACACAGUAGGAUUAAAAUUAGGCCACAACUUUAUUAAAUUUCAGAUGUAGGAAACCUUGGCUUAGGCAUUGGGCGGUUAUCCCUCUUAGCCCCCAAUUGGGGACUGAGGCUGAGCAAGGGUGAGGCAGGAAAUAUGGGGGAGACUGCAAAAUGGAUGUUUACGCAGCUGCCCCCCUCCAGUUCUGGGAGUUUGACCAUACACCGAGCACUCGUGGCCAGUGACUCCCUGCGAAAACCCCUUUAACGGGGCCCUGCUAACAGCACUGCACGAGGGGUGCGUAACCACGCUACCCCUCCAUUCCAUUGAUGGCCUAAAGAAUACCACCCAAGGCCUAAAAUCACCAAAGUUGUGACAAUUGCUAUGGGGAAGGCAAAACCUGCAGAAUCUGGGAAACAGCAACCAUCGUGCGACUGCAGCAAUGCCCACGGACCUGAAAAGGAAAAGGUUAACCUGCAACAACCUUAAAACAGUUAGAGAGAGGGUAGGGUGGGUGAUAAGGGAUGCGGGUGGUGCUGUGGGUUAAACCACAGAGCCUAGGACUUUCCAAUCAGAAGGUCGGCGGUUCGAAUCCCCAUGACGGGGUGAGCUCCUGUUGCUCGGUCCCUGCUCCUGCCAACCUAGCAGUUCGAAAGCACCUCAAAGUGCAAGUAGAUAAAUAGGUACUGCUCCGCUAGGAAGGUAAACAGCGUUCCUGUGCACUGCUCUGGUUCGCCAGAAGUGGCUUAGUCAUGCUGGCCACAUGACCUGGAAGCUGUAUGCCAGCUCCCUUGGCCAAUAAAGUGAGAUGAGUGAGAUGAGUGCUGCAACCCCAGUCGGCCAGGGGUCCCUUUACCUUUACCUUUGGUGGGCAAGGUGAGCAGUCAUUACUGUUACUUGAAGUGACCAGCCAGUGUGCAAGUUAACUUCGAAGAUGGACCUUCCUUCUCUAUUGUUAAAAGGGAAAUGAAGCAGGAAAAGAGUCAUUGUCUCUCAGGACAUAGAUAUUCCUUAAAGAUCACCAAUUAUUCACCUGGCAGGAAGUGUAUUGUGAUGGAAUGGGCAUUGAGUGACUCACCCACGCCAAAAAAGCAAACAAAGAUUGGUUCGAGAACUGUCUUACACUCAAUAACCAGCACUUUGGACCAGCUUUUAAUUUAUAGCUAGAUAGGAUCUGAAAAUGUAACUAAAUUGUGUUUUCUCUGCGCUGUUACCUGAAAUAUUUUUGUAAUGUUGAUGGAGAGUAAGUGAUUGGGAUUUUCAUGCUGUCGUGCAAUUACAGUUCUACUAUAGUUGGAUACCUUUUUGGACAUCUGGAGGGCUUUUAUCGACUUAUAAGUACAAUCUUGGAUGGAAGUACUGCUUGAUAUUGUAUUAUCAAUGUGAGUUGACAGUGUUUAUUGGCACUAUGUAUUUUUCUUUCCUUUUUUAAUAUCAUGUUUACUUGGUCUUUUUUCCCCUCAAGAGUUUUUUGUCCAAGAGUUUGGAAUCUGUGAUUUUCAGGAUACCAAGGAGGGAUUUAGGCUUGUGUUUAAAGCUAUGCUUAAGGAAAAAAACUAUUGGAUAACUAGCCAGAAUAUAAGCUGAUGCAGGCCAUAUGAUAAAUAUAAAUUCACGUGACUCCUGUAAAACAUUGUCAAUCAUAGCUUCUGAUCUCAGUAAGAAAGGAAUUCAAUUUGCUGUAGGUUUCUUUCAGAAACAUACAUAAUUUCUGGCUUCUCCUUCAACUGUAUAUGUUAUAAAUGACUUAUAUAAUAACGUGAAACAAAUGCCAGUCACGAAGCAUGACUAGUUUGGUAAUUUAAAGGGGGGAAAAUAAGAAUUUGAGACUUGAAGUGAGAUAUUAAAAAAAACCUAUGUUUCAUAUUUAAUUAUCAAUAUUUGAUAGCCUAUAUUUUGUAAUCGCAUACCACUUGCUAUUUUAUGUUUGUAAUCUGCUAGCUGCUGUUCCUUAAUAGUCAACAAUUUAUCACUCAAUAGUAAUUGUUUAAAAUCAGCAUUGGUUUGUGCUAAAAGGAGUCACAUUGGUUCUUUGCAACAUCUGGAACAAACUCAUUUAUAUCAGUCCUUCAUUACAACACUUUACUGAAAUACAGAAACAUGGUCCUGGUUUGUACAUCACAGUAAGCCAUGCCAAUCCCUGCAUGCUUUGAUCCUUCCCACUGGUGUGUGGGAGAAACAAACCAUGAUCCCUGGCUUAGCAGCAUAAUUUGUUUCUUUCCAAUCAAACCUAAAUCUGUAGCCAGAGUUUGCUCUUGAUUUAUUCUUCAGGGUUUGUUUGGAGUGAAACAAAUUAUGAUACCCAGUUUGAAGGUAACAUUAAGCCAGGGAUUUGGGUUUGUUGCUUCUGCACACAAGGCAGGUGAGAUCUGUACAUUCACAGCAAAGCAUUAACUCUGGUUAACCGUGGGAAACAAUAUUUAUUGGCCACCAGCUAUAUUUCAGCCAGUAUUAAGGAAAUGGUUGUAUUUAGAAAAAAGAGAGAAGAUGAGAUAAAAGGAAAGACUUCUUGUCAUCAAAAUCUUUGGCUUAACAAUGUUGCUUUGGAAGAAGUUGUUAUCUUGGUUUGCCUCAAAUAUAUAUAUAUAUAUAUAUAUAUAUAUAUAUAUAUAUAUAUGUAUAUGUAUAUGUAUAUGGCAUAUUUCACUGAGACAAUUUAGGAUGACGCACAGCACUUGUUCAUUAGCAGAAAACCUGACACUACAUUAUUCCAACGUGCAAAAGCCAGUCAGACUCUUGCCAACUACAUUAUAUGAUCAUGAAGUAUAGCUGUAAGUUAGAAAGCGUGAGUCUCACUCAAAUAAUUUAAGUGGAAUAGUUUGCUGAUAGAUUCCUGCCAAUGGGUUAAUCUUUCCUUGCAUGGAAGACGAUACUGUGUCCUCACAUGGUUGAUUCUGUGCCUGGUGCAGGGACCUGCAGAAAUAGCUCCGUUUAUGGAGCCUUCCCCUGCUAGCUCCUCCUAGUUAAGAAUUGGGGGAAAUGGAGCUGUCCAUCUCCUGCUGAUCUUCUGUAUAGCAAGGCUUUGGAAAAACCUUUCAGCACGUUGGACAAGGCACGCAUACAGACUGUCCGAAAGAGCUUUAUUUAUCUCUAUAAAAAGAAUAGGUACAUACUCUUUGAUUUAGGAGGGCAUUUAUGAAUAAUGAACUUAUGCAUUGUGAACUUGGAAUUUUCUUUUUCUACUGACUGCAGGAUUUACAGCCUCUAUGUAUUUUUUUUAUAUAAAAAAACAUUUUAUUGUAUUUCGGCUAUCAUGCUAGCAGCAGUUUGAUACAUCAGCGAUGCUUUAUUAUCUUUAAUUCUGAAACACUCUGAGCUUCUCAUCAUGAAUGUACAGGGGGAAUAUGAAUCUGGGAAACAAGCAAAAUGCCCCAAAGUCUUCAGGAUUUGCCAUAUAUUUGGAGUUGGGAGAGCCAAGACGGAUGAGGCAAUAACAAAGCUCUUCAUGAAUUAACACGCUAAAGUGUCUAUUUUAAUAUAUUAGCUCAUUUUCAGAUUACUCACAAAGUGAGCAAAAGUUCUUUAAUAGUUUCUCAGACCCUGUGUUUGCUUUGUAGUAGGAGCGGUCAUUAAAGUCAGUGGGAGUUGAACCCACCAAUUUUUGCUUGGGGGACGACGACUCAUAUUUAUAGGCUCCAUGUGCACAGAUGUAUUGAUUGGUCCUUGAAAGCCUGGCGUCUCAGCAGUAAUUCACUGAUCAGCCAUAUCUCUACCUUAGAAGCAGGGGAGGGCUAUAGUUCAGUGGCAAAGCAACUGCGUUACAUGCAGAACAACUGGGAUAAACCCCUGCCUGAAAUAUUGGAGAACUACAGCUAUUCAGUCUAGAGUAGAUGAUAUUGAGUUAGAUAGACCAUUGGGUUGACUUGGUAUAGGGCAGCUUCCUAUUUUCUUAAGGGCCUUAAACCACAGCUGUUCAAACUUACAAUGUCACUGUUAACUUUCAGAAUGUAAUUCUUUGGUUCCUGGAUGGGCAUCCCAGGGGUCAUAGCAUUCUGCUGAUCUUCCUCUCCAUAAACAGAGAGAGGGGUUUGCUGGUGGGGCAUGAGUCUGCUCGUGGUUUCCCCAAUGCAUUCCUGAAUGAAAGGGAGGGCUAUAAAAGCCCAGCAAGACUUGGUGGUUCUACCAUCUUCAAUUUUCUCUCUCUCACCCCCUUUGAAUUAUGUUUGCGUGAGGUGCUCAAUUCCUUCUCCAUAGCUGAGACAUGCCACCAUCUCAAAACUGAUGGCUAACAAAAUCAAUGAGCUCUCAGUAAGGAAAACAAUUAUCAGCCAACCAUCUUGGGCCAAUCUCCCUAACAGAAGGAAGGCCACUCCUUAGUAAUGGCAGAAAGAAGCAGAAACGUCAGGGUUAUUAUUGUAACAAAAAGUGCAGUGAGCAAUUCAGAAAAAUGUACCCAACACUUCAGAAAUGGAUUUGUGAGGAGCAAAUGGGGUAGCCAUUUUGUGGCCGUGGGCUAUAUCAAUUUAGGCCUCUGACCUUGUUUCUCACUACAGUGGUACCGCAGGUUACAUACGCUUGAGGUUACAUACGCUUCAGACUCCGCUAACCCAGAAAUAGUGCUUUAGGUUAAGAACUUUGCUUCAGGAUGAGAACAGAAAUCGUGCUCCGGCGGCACAGCGGCAGCAGGAGGCCCCAUUAACUAAUGUGGUGCUUCAGGUUAAGAACAGUUUCAGAUUAAGUACGGACCUCCGGAGCGAAUUAAGUACUUAACCUGAGGUACCACUGUAUUUAUUGGUUGUUCAAGCUCAUAGUAAACCAGUGUUAUAAUUACACCUGCUUAUUUGGCUCCAUACAUUACCCAUUGCUCAGUUCUAGAAAGGCUACCAAAUCACUGCAUAGUACCACUUUUUGUGCUGUAUCCAUACUUCCCAAUGCUUUCCCCAAAGGAUGGAAAACUUGUGGCCUUUCAGGUGAUAUUGGACCCCAGUUCCCCUCAGAUUCCUACACAUGAGUCUGGCAGAGACACAUGCCCGACUGGCAUGUUCUCUCCCUCCUGGUCGUUCGUUCGGGAGAUUCAAAAUCUUUCUCCAGCCCGAACAUUACAGCGACUGAUGCCUUAGAGGCAUCAGUACACGUCAGGAUCAGCAGAGUAUAGGCAGCCAGUGUACAGACUCAGUAGCCCAACAUUUUGGCUAAACUACGUUUCUUUACAUAUACACACUCGGAGCAUUGUAACUCAGCUCCUUCCUCUUCAGCAUCAGACAGCAAAGAGAAAGAACAAAGGACAAUUGUCCUACAUCACAGAAACACAGUAAUACAAACAUCCUGUCUCUGUCACUUCCCACAACGUGGAAUGAAAAUAUACACCAUCAUGUGAUAUAACCAAUCCCAUGACUGCGACACGGGGAAAGAAUCCUAACAGGUCAGUGCUAGGGAAGAUGGGAAUUGGAGUUCAUCAACUUUUGGAGGGACACAGGUUCCAUAUCCCUGUCCUACUGUCAUACCAAAAGUUUCACCUGAGCUGUCAAUUUAGUAGACAAGCCACUAUCCCCUUGAAUACAAACCUUCUACAAUAUGAUGAUGAUGAUGAUGAUGAUGAUACAGACCAACCUUCUGGGGUUGUUGUAAGAACUACGCAGACGUUGCAUGCAAUGCACUUUGCCCACUUGAAGUUUGAUAUAUACAUGCCAAGAGUGAUUAUGGAUUGGUUAUUCUAUAACUAUAAUUAGGUUUUUUAUGGUUUAUUUAAGUGUUAAGUGUUCUCAGGUUGGAUUUGGUGGCUGUUCCUCACAGAUACUGAUUAAAGGAUGUAGCCCUGACACGACUUACAAGUUUGCCUUCUCUUCAAUGGGAUUUGCAAGCUUGUAAGUAUUACCCAGAUGGUUGCCUUAAUCUUUAACAUGCCAUUUUAAUUGUUACUAAUUUAAUGCAACAGCAUAGCUUAUCCACUCCCACUUAUCACUAGAGUUUGCUGUUCUUUCAGAAGGAAAUAAUCAGGGGGACUGCAGUGAUGCUUAUAGCCACACACAAAGCGCUCAGUAAUUUCUAAGUGAAGGAUUUGGGACAAAAAAAGGAUGGGGGACUGGUACAUGAAAGCAACCUUAACAAGAAAAGCUGAAUGUGCACUUUAAAGCACACUCAGUGCACAUUUAAAGCACAUGGCUCCCCCACCCCAAAUCCUGGGAAACGUAGUUUGUUAAGGGUGCUGGGAAUUGCAGUUCUGUAAGGGGGGGUAGGCUAGGGACACGGGUGGCGCUGUGGGUUAAACCACUGAGCCUAGGGCUUGCCGAUCAGAAGGUCGGCGGUUCGAAUCCCCGCAACGGGGUGAGCUCCUGUUGCUCGGUCCCUGCUCCUGCCAACCUAGUGGUUUGAAAGCACGUCAAAGUGCAAGUAGUUAAAUAGGUACCGCUCUGGUGGGAAGGUAAACGGCGUUUCUCUGUGCUGCUGUGGUUCGCCAGAAGCGGCUUAGUCAUUGCUGGCCACAUGACCCGGAGGCUGUACGCCGGCUUCCUCGGCCAAUAAAGCGAGAAGAGCGCCGCAACCCCACAGUCAGCCACGACUGGACCUAAUGGUCAGGGGUUCCUUUACCUUUACCUAGGGGGUAGACUACAGUUCCCAGCAUUCUUCGGGGAAAGUAAUGCAUGUUGGAUGUACUUUAAGUGUAUGGUGUAGAGAAGGCAAAAAGGAUGUGGAUUUAGCCCUGCUUUACCAGAGAAACCUACUUAGCCAAUGAGCACACACUUCACCUGCCAGGGAACGAUCCCUUCCCUGGCUACAUUUGACACCCACACGAUCCCUUGUGAUAAGUAGGAAAGAAAACUGGAGAAAAAUGAUACACAGUGAAAUUCUGUUUGUGUUUACUCAGAAGCAGAAAUGUUUUCUCUAGAGAACACUCUGGCGUUUUUAGCGGAACUCACAUUGUGGUAUGCCUAGGAUUGCUAAGCCCCAUUGAACACAACAGAGCUUCCUUCUGAGUAGGCAUGCAUAGGAUUGCACUGAACACAGGACAAAUGCCGAAAUAUAGCUGUCCUUUGUCAACAACAAACUGUCACUGUUUUCUGUGUUGAAUAUAUAUUAUAUGGUAAUUUAUGGACCUAAUAGGUAUUUGCACAUGUUGCCAUGCAACCAGUCCACACAGAAGGUAGGCACCCUAUAUAUAGAAGUGAGCAAACCAGUGAUAUUUUAGGGAGCAGGCUAGCAGGCAGGGCCCAUUACUUACGUACAUCACAGGAGCCUACACAACACAAAACACUGUUGCCUUAUGUAGGUUUUAUUUUAUUCGUUUUUAUCUUAUAUUUUGGAAAUGUACAUCCACUUUUUUCCUUUAAUUGUUUGGGGGGUCCCCAAGAGAGUGGGGCCCUAAGCUACAGCUUGUUUAGCUUAUUCGUAAAUCCGGCACUGAAACCCGUAUCUCAUAAGAGCAAUCUAGGUGUUAGGCACAAAUGAGCCUAACCAAGCCUCUGUGUUCUUUUAUUUGAAAAUGAAAAACAUUUUUGGAAAGGCCAAGUCUGGGUGGAGGGGUGCUUAUCCUAUUUUCUGCUGACUGGUAUUCAAUUCCACUUAACUCCCUGCUCCCUGCUUUUUCCCUCUGUGGCUUUGCAAGCUUCUUGGGCUCCUGUAGCAGUGGGUGGAGCUUGGGACCAUAGCUGUCAACUUACAGAUUUGAAAAUAAGGGACCAGCAGCCUCAAAAAUAAGGGAUCAGCAGCCAAAAUAAGGGAUUUUUUGGGCACAGCUAUGUUCAACUUCUGAGCCCCUCCCAGCCAAAGGCAGAAAGCCCAGCCAGCAGCCAAACGAAGCCUCAAGCUUCUUAUAUAUUUAUUAUUUUGGAGAUAGUUGGUAAGUCAUUAUUGUGUGUACUGGGAGUUUUGCCCCCAGUCCUGAUCUGUAAUAUGGGUUUAAAUAUACUGACCUACCUUAAAGGCUUCUUUUAACCAUUACUGUGAUGAUUAUACACGGAGUGCUUUGACAGCUCAGAGAAAAUGUAAUAAUUAUAAUAUUCCAAAGAACUUCACCCUUUGGAAAAUGUGACUGCAUUUACCCUGGAUCAAAAGACAUUUCUCUGCAGGAGUUCUAACCCUUUUUUUUUGUUUAUUAAAAAAUAUAUGAUUUGAUCUUAAGUUCCUUCGCCAGUAACCAGACAGAUAAUUGCAGCAGGGGUGUGUACGUGGGUGCAGUUAAUAAUAAAUAUAAUGAGGGCUGGUUCAGGAGCUUGUGAACUGGGAAGCGACUAUAUCAUUUGAUGCUGAUUGUUUUAAACUUUUUAAAAUGUUGUAUUUUGAAUUGCUGUCACUCGCUCUGGGAUGUUAGAAUGAAGAAUGGGUAAUAAUAAUAAUAAUAAUAAUAAUACUUGUUUAAAAGGUAAAGGGACCCCUGACCAUUAGGUCCAGUCGUGACCGACUCUGGGGUUGUGGCACUCAUCUCGCUUUAUUGGCCGAGGGAGCCGGCGUACAGCUUCCGGGUCAUGUGGCCAGCAUGACUAAGCCGCUUCUGGCGAACCAGAGCAGCAGACGGAAACGCCGUUUACCUUCCCGCCAGAGCGGUACCUAUUUAUCUACUUGCACUUUGUGCUUUCGAACCGCUAGGUUGGCAGGAGCAGGGACCAAGCAAUGGGAGCUCACCCUGUUGCGGGGAUUUGAACCACCAACCUUCUGAUUGGCAAGUCCUAGGCUCUGUGGUUUAACCCACAGCACCACCCGAAUCCUUUAAUAAUACUUGCUAGUGCUUGCAAAAUGUUUUGUGUGUGCUAUUCAUCACCUGAUGAAGCCUCUAGCCCACCUUUGACCCAGUCAUAUUUUUACCUGCCCUAUAGCUAAUGUCAUAUAUGACAUGUAGUCACCAACACAGGGGUCCUUUUGGACCCAGAAGAGGGUGGAACUGUAGAAGGAAUGGGGGUGGAGCAGAAGGGGUAUAAUGGGGUGGGGCGCACUUAUAUGCACUCCGUCAAUAUGUGGGGGGGCUGGGAAUGGAACCCCCAUGUGAAAUCCUCCCCACCUGUAUUCAGUGCAAGCUUUGACUUAAGCCUUGGUAGCCAGCCUGUUGGAAAACAAGAGAAAAAUUGGAAAUGCAAAGAAUGUGGUUUUCUACGAUUCUUCGGAGAUAAUUUUCAUACAACAAGUGUUCCAAGAAGCCAUCCGUACAAUUGGCUUCAUACUUUUGUUAUAAACUUAUUCUGCUUACCUGAAAAACAAAAUUGUCAGUGUCAUUUAAGCCAUGAAUUGAGGCUGAUCGGUUUUCCAGGCAGCUGUCCAAAUGGCAAAACUGGAUGACUCAGAUGACUGCUAAAAAGAUAUGGGCCUAGUAUUUACCUAUACAUUGUCUUUCUUGAUUUCUUUCCCAGGUUGGUAGUGACUGAAGUUAUUACCAUCUGUCUACUGCUCAGUGACCUUGGCAAAAUUAGAUGGUAUUCUUAGCACUGUCCCCAGUGGACAGGUGUCCUGCUCACGAAAUUGGCCCCAGUUGAUACCUUGUUGGCAUCUUUAGCUGAUAGGCUGAGUGUUGAAUAACAGUGAAAAGCAAAUUACCUCAUAAUUUCUUCAAAUGACCUUCUUUGAAUCAGGAAGAUGUCAUAGAUGUGGUUGCAAUCUUCAGUAUAUCUCUCCUACAGCAAUGUUUUCAAACUACUUUUCCUCUGGGGAUGCUUUCUAUGUAGACAUCAUAUUUUUUUGUUUAUUGAGGUGUCCCAGCACAUACCUGUUGUGUAACCUCUGCAUGUGGUGGCCAAUGAGUUGCUUUACAGAUGAACUCCCAUCAGGCCAAUGGUCAGGGAUUGUAGUCCAACAACAUCUGCAAUCCAACUCCAUGCUGGCUAUCCUUGUUUCAUGGGAUUCUGGACAGGUCUUUGAGCACGGUCUCAGCUUGCGAGGGGAACUUGGCAGAGAGGUUGAUAUCUGCCUUUCCAUCAUAUUAAACACCACACACUUGUCUGAGACUACUCACUGCAGAAAAGAAAAACCAAUAAUGGCAUACAAACUUUAAGAGGAGGUUUCUUAUGACCUCCCUCCCUAAGGAACAUGCAGGGCCACAGCUUCAAAACCAUACCAAUAAAGUAGAUCUAUUUGGUAAUGCAUAAACUACUCAGCAGCAGGGCUACAGAGCUUCUGUGAUUCUGAAGAACUGCCGUACAAGCAUACAGUUUGACUGCAACCUGCUGAGAACUGCAGUUGUCUUUUUUAAAAAUGCACAACCAAAUUUCUAGGUAGUGUGGCUACAGAUAUAUCGGCUUGAACGUGUGUGGAGAAACCAUUUCAAGUCUAUUAUUGCAGCUACGCAGACUAAAACAUCAUUUUUUCUGUGCGUAGGGUGUGCAAAACGAGCGGCAAAUAUAAGCUGACUUCAUAGUUUUGUGGCUGUGGUGAACAUUUGCUCUUCUAGUUGCAUGUGUGUGUAGGUUAGUUCCUUUUGUAUACAGUGGUACCUCGGGUUACAUACGCUUCAGGUUACAUAAGCUUCAGGUUACAGACUCCGCUAACCCAGAAAUAGUGCUUCAGGUUAAGAACUUUGCUUCAAGAUGAGAACAGAAAUCGUGCUCCGGCGGUGCAGCAGCAGCAGGAGGCCCCAUUAGCUAAAGUGGUGCUUCAGGUUAAGAACAGUUUCAGGUUAAGUACGAACCUCUGGAACGAAUUAAGUACUUAACCCGAGGUACCACUGUAUAAACCAUGCUCAAAUCGUUGCACAGGUUCAAAAUCCCAUAGAAACACUAACAGCGAACUGAAAGAUAAAAAACUUAAACUAAAAAAGGGGGAGAUCGGAGAGCACCAUACUUACACCCUAAAUAGUUGGGACCAAAAUACUUCCAGGAAUAGAAGUGGCUUCAUUAGGGCAAACGAGGUAUUGACUCACCAAUUUCAGUGUACCCUCAGUAAGCCCCAGGCUGCCUCGUUUCUUACAUGCAACCAGUCAGAGGGUGGCUCUCCCUGUUAUUGGCUGUGGUGCCACCCACUGCUGACCUUCCUGCCUCCCAUCCUGCCAGCCCAAAUGGGCACCGGUCAUCACUAGCUCCAACUCUAUGAGCCUGUCUGCCCACACAGAACUUUUGAGGAGCUCUGCUUGAUUCCCCAGUGUGGUUAAGAGCGAUAGACUCGUAAUCUGGUGAACCGGGUUCGCGUCUCCGCUCCUCCACAUGCAGCUGCUGGGUGACCUUGGGCUAGUCACACUUCUCUGAAGUCUCUCAGCCUCACUCACCUCACAGAGUGUUUGUUGUGGGGGAGGAAGGGAAAGGUGAAUGUUAGCCGCUUUGAGACUCCUUCGGGUAGUGAUAAAGCAGGAUAUCAAAUCCAAACUCGUCCUCUUCUUCUUCCCCCCAUUUGUCUGCCAUACAUGUUGUUGGGGGGGUGGGAUUCAGGAAAAGGCUGUCUCUGUGGCAGCACCCAGUUGAUUGCACUCUCUCUCCCAAGAGAGCCGUCUGUGUUGGUAUUUUGCACAAAGUGAAUUUUGUAUGUGUGUGCGUGGUGGCAAGCCUUUCUGGUUAUUGAAUGCUAAAAAUUUAUCUUUUUUUUAUAAAAAAAACUUGCUCUUUCUGUAAGCUUGCAUCUCUGUAUGUGUGUGCUAUAAAUAAAUUUUAUUAUUAUUAUUAUUAUUAUUAUUAUUAUUAUUAUUAUUAAAUUCUGAUGGUGUUCACCACCCUGGGCAACCUGGAGAUGAACUGGGGAAGCAGGAUAUAAAUAUUUUUGUGUGCAUUAAAUGCAUUAUGAAAAAAGAAUAACGACCAUACCAUCUUAGAGAAGUCCCGACUUUGCGCCUAGCGCCAGCAGUGGGACAUGGUCCAGGGUCACAUUCAAAGAAUUAUAAAUGCUAAGUGUUACUUAGUGCUUUCAAGUGUUCAAAGAGAUUCAGAUAGGUUAUAUAAUCCUUACGCAUCACUAGGCGACACCAGUUCUUAAAGAACAGGAAGCAGCAUAUUAGAGAUGCUCCGUAAGGUGCGCAGGACAAAGGCUCUUGUGGGCUUUCAAGGCCUCCCCGUGAAUUGGGCUGAGAAGCUGAGGAGCUAGUGCAGGCAAAGAAGACUUGGAAUACUAAUGAAUUGGAAGUCUGUUGCUGCUCUUGAGCAACCAGCCUAGAUAUCUGAGUAGGAGAGAGAGAAAUGCAACUGCCCCCCUCCCCAGCCCACCUAUAAAAGCAUUUUAUAUUCAUAAAUAUUUAUUAUCAAUUUAAAGACGUAAUUUGCUGGGAAGUUACAGAUCUGCCUGCUCCAAAUGUGCUUUUCCACACCGAAACUGUCCCUUUUCCGUUCUUCUGUUCCCAGUUUGCCUGUUAUCAUCUCAGCUGAAAGAGAGUGGCACAGAGUGAGGCUCGGCAGCCGACGUGAGAUGGGGGGUGGGGCAGCCACUGGACACUCUCCCUGUCUGAUGUGAAACUGAGUAAUAAUUGGAUUUUGCACUCAGUUGCUUUCCAUUCUUUGGAAUGUUUGUUCCUCUGAGCGGUGAUUCAUACUUGACAGUGCCCAUUGCACUGUGUGUAAAGCUCCCCUACUAUUUAGCUGACAUUAAAAAUGCUCACCACUGAAUCUAUAAAUAGUUCCUAGAAGGCAAACGGGGAUUUUUUUAGAAGGUCCACCAAGAAGCAGCUUUUAAUUUUCUCCAACCCAGCAUUAGCUUGCUCUUGUGUAAUAACUGUAUACCUUAGCAUCAGAAUGUUCAUCUGUACUGUGAGCAGAUGUUUUUCUUUUCAAUGUGGUAAUAAAACAAUUUCCCUCAGUAGCACCUUGUUGUGCCACUUUGCCUGGGUAUGUUAAGUUCUAAACCAAAAUAAAUUGAGGUAUUAAGGAUAAGCAGGUCCUGGCUGGCAUUUCAUAUUUGUGUCUUACACUUCAGCAGGCAAGCUGGCACCCAGGGUGUUCUGUACUGUCUGAAAUGGUGUUAAAUUAGUCUUUGAAUUCCUAAAAAUUCCCCUCACUACUUUUGGUCUCACGCUUCAGAGUAUGUGUACUCCCUUAGGAUUAGCUUGAGGUUCAGUUAGUAGAUCUUACUAUGGAAGUUUCCCAUUGCUGGUUGUUUACUAUACAUGUUGCAUGCACUGGGGUGGUUAAAAGUAUAUUAUUAUUUAAUUUUCAUAGUGCUUUUAUGACACAUGAAAUUCUAGAGAACAACACAUUAAAAAAGAGAGAGGAGGACUCUGCCAAAAAGAACUAACAAUCAGUAGUGAAGGAAGCAGAGGGAGGGAAGCAAUAGAAGGAAGGUGGGCUUUAAAAAAUGCAUCUAUAAAGGCUUUAAUCAGUGUUUUUUCAGUUGAUGUGCACUGGAGCGCAGUUCCGGCACCUCUCUGGUGGGUGCCAUUGUGGGCCAGCGCUCCCCACCCACUUCUUGCCUUUACAUACUUCUGAGAAGCUCAAAACAGACAUUUCAAGUCAAAAUGCAAGUCUACACUUUGUUAAGAUCUAUGACUCCACCUUGAGGGAUGCAGGUGGCGCUGUGGGUUAAACCGCAGAGCCUAGGACUUGCCGAUCAGAAGGUUGGCGGUUCGAAUCCCUGCAACAGAGUGAGCUCCCGUUGUUCGGUCCCUGCUCCUGCCAACCUAGCAGUUUGAAAGCAUGUCAAAGUGCAAGUAGAUAAAUAGGUACCGCUCUGGUGGGAAGGUAAACAGCGUUUCCGUGCGCUGCUCUGGUUCGCCAAAAGCGGUUUAGUCAUGCUGGCCACAUGACCCGUAAGCUGUACGCCAGCUCCCUCGGCCAAUAAAGUGAGAUGAGCGCCGCAACCCCAGAGUCGGUCACGACUGGACCUAAUGGUCAGGGGUCCCUUUACCUUUACCUUAUGACUCCACCUAGCUCCUAGCCACAUUUGGUCAAGCUAUGGGGUAGAGCAAAUUCGUAUUUCCUUUUCUUCAUUCUGUCUCCUGUGUAGCAGUGGCGAGUUUUAAUCUUUCCGGCCAGGCCUCUACCAUUGCACACGUCUUCUUCUUUUUUGGCGAUCACUUGUAGCCGAGUAAGAUUGUCUUCCAUAAACAUGGUUUUAACAAUGAGUCCGUAAGUGACUGUGGAGGCCAAUUCUGGAUCAACACAUCCUUCCACAGUAGGCACAUAGGUUUCUGGACAGGAGUUGAUCAAGGUGAGGGUUUGCCAAGCAUGCCUUCCUCUUAGCACGUUUCUUCCUUUUGUCCUGAGUUUGAGCAUCUUCAAAGUCCACAACACCUUUGGUAAAGGCUGUUCUCCAAUUGGAGCUCUCGCAGGCCAGUGUUUCCCAGUUGUCGGUGUUUAUAUACAUUUUUAAAGAUUUGUCUUGAGAAAGUCUUUAAACCUCUUUUGUUGACCACCAGCAUUACGCUUUCCAUUUUUAAGUUCGGAAUAGAGUAGUUGCUUUGGAAGACGAUAAUCAGGCAUGCGAACAACACGAGCCGUCCAACAAAGUUGAUGUUGAAGAAUCAUUGCUUCGACACUGGUGAUCUUUGCUUCUUCCAGUACACUAGCAUUAGUUUGCCUGUCUUCCCAAGUGAUAUGAAAUUUUUUCCAGAGACACCGUUGAUGGAAUCUUUUGAGGAGUUGGUGAUGGCGUUUAUAAGUGGUCCGUGUUUCACAAGCAUACAGUAAGGCUGGUAGUACAAUAGCUUUGUAAACAAGCAUUUUGGUUUCCCUGAGAAUGUCCUGGUGCUCAAACACUAGAAAGUCAAAAACCAUUUUGGGAUUCAGGAAGGGUAGCCUCAGAUAUAGUUAGGAUGUGGUUUGCUAAGAUCCUUACAAGAAUUUUGCAGGCCGCAGUUAAUAAAGAGAUGCCUCUAUAGUUUCCACAAUCCAUUCUAUCACCUUUUUAAAAAAAAGUUGAUAAUUUUGGCAUCCCUAUAGUCUUCUGGUAUCUCCUCUCUCUCCCAGAUUUUUUUGAUGAGCUUGUGAAGUUGUUGUGUCAGUUCAUUUCUGCCCACUUUGAAGAAUUCGGCAGGUAUCCCAUCAGGUCCGCUGGCUUUGAUUCAAAGAAAAGCAAUCCGAUGGAUUUCCAAUGACAGUUGAAGCAUUAGUUCUGCGUGCUUUGGCAUGUUAGCUUGACCACUGAUACAAGAUCUUCAGGUGUGUAAAAGAGAACCCAGCAAUGCAAAAGCUUUACGCACAUGGAACCAAAUCCCCUGCAAUAAGCAUUAAGUUUACAAGGACAUUCAAGGCAGAUGUACAGUGAGUCCAAAAUGGCCUUGAAGGUGAAGUAGGGAGGCCUGGCAAGCCUAAUUUUGCCCAUAGGUCAGAGGUUUGUCAACCCUGUGCUAAGCGAAUAAAGUCAUGUUCAGAAAAGCUGUCAUUCCAACAGGAAGAUGUGGGGACUUUCAGGAGUUGAUUUCAAGCAGCUGCACAAUCUUGAUGACUUAUGAAUUAAAAAUGGAAAGUCAGAAAAAAGAGAUAGAAGGUGAAGACUUUUGAACUAGAAAAUUGCAGGAGCUGAUUGAGGUGGCUGUGAUCCGAACAUAGCUUGUAUAUUGCUGCUUUGUUGGGAAAAGCUUCUAGUGAUUCCUGCAUUCAUCUUCUUCCGAACUGAACUCUUAGGUGUAAUUUACAAACUGUGAAGUGAGGUAAUUUUACAUGCUUUUGUUCUGUGUUCAGUUAGCAGCUUGAAACCUCCAUAUCGGGCCAAUGGGAAAUAAUAAUUUCACUUUUCUCAUUGCUUAUGCUUCCUUUCUGCAUUUUGACACUAAGUGACAUUUGCGCACACAACAAUGUUAGGCACAAGGCAAAUGCGCUUUACCUUUCAACAAAAUCUUCACAGUGUUGUCACAUUGUGCCUGCUAGGCUGCAAGAGUUGUUUUAAAGAGCCCAAUAAACUCAACAGCCUGGAAGUUUGAAGGCUUCGAAAUAUAUGGAACGUCUUCCUCUUUGGUAUAGCCAAAGAGAUUACUGUAUUUUUUGCUCUAUAAGACUCACUUUUUCCCUCCUAAAAAGUAAGGGGAAAUGUGUGUGCGUCUUAUGGAGCGAAUGCAGGCUGUGCAGCUAUCCCAGAAGCCAGAACAGCAAGAGGGAUUGCUGCUUUCACUGCGCAGCAAUCCCUCUUGCUGUUCUGGCUCCUGAGAUUCAGAAUAUUUUUUUUCUUGUUUUCCUCCUCCAAAAACUAGGUGCGUCUUGUGGUCUGGUGCGUCUUAUAGAGCGAAAAAUACGGUAACAAUCAGGGACAAAUCAACAAUGAAACUAAUGAAGCUUAACCUUCAGGGCCCCUAAUCCUGUUGGGGUUCCCAGAAGCAACUUUAGUCCACACUGCGACCCACUUAGAGUCACAUAACUCAAUCUGAGUUGUAUAUAUUUGUUGCAUAUAUUUCAACCAUCCCAAAGUUUGAGAGUCAGUAGCACAGAUGUUGUAAAGGUGUGCUGAUCUGUCAUGGAACAAGCCCAUUGCAGAAGAUAAUAGUGGCUACCCAGACCCAAAGCUGUCAACUUACAGAUUUGAAAAUAAGGGACCAGCAGCCUCGAAAAUAAGGGAUCAGCAGCCAAAAGAAGGGAUUUUCCAAACACAGGUAUGUUCGACUUCUGAGCCCCUCCAAGCCAAAGGCAGAAAGCCCAGCCAACAGCCAAACGAAGCCUCAAGUGGUGGUUCCCACAGCGCAGCAACCCGGCAAAGGGGAUGCAGCAAGGAAAACCACCGUCACCUCUCCGCUGGGAAGCGCUGAGCAAAGGCGAGUCCCCAGGCAAUGCGGCCGAUUUGAUCAGCACUAGGCAUGCAAGCUCCACCUCCCCAGUCGUUCUUAGACUCCUUAUUGGGUGAGCAACGCAGCCAAGCAACACAGUUGGAGCCUCCCUCCUCCCUGGCCGGCAGGGAGGGAGGGAGAGGAGAUGCGUCUUUUGAAAUCCGGGAAAUUUAAGGGACAUCAUCAAUAAGGGACAGCAGCGGGACACAGCACUGGGAUAAGGGACUUUCCCACCAAAUAAGGGAUGGUUGACAGCUAUGCCCAGACCUCAUUGCUGGUUGUGAAAGGGCUUUGGUGACGGUUCAAGCUUCAAGGCCCCCAAAAUGUAGGUCCAUCACUGAUAGCAUUGAGAUUCCUGCAUUAGACGCUUAUGUUGUGAACUGCCCUAAAUCUAUGAAUGAAGGGGUGUGUGUGUAUACUAACUAACUAACUAACUAACUAACUAACCAACCAACCAAAUAAAAAAAUAAAAAAUAAAUAUUGUAUAUGCCUGAGGUCUUUUUUAAGAUACACAGUUUUGCAGCAGAACCCAUCUAUAUUAUUAGCCCUGUCCACCUGCUAAAGUCAUAAGAACAUAAGAAAAGCUCUGCUAGAUUGGACAAAAGGUUGCCCCCAUGAUACUAUACAGAUUUUGAACCUGGAGAGAGCACGGUGGAGGUUUCCACCUGGCUAGCUAAAUAAUUCCUUCCCAUCACAGACUUACCUAAGUGUAAGUCUGUGUGCCUUUCAGGGGGGUUGAAGUAAUAAAUGUGUUAUGGAUAAUAGUUUAAGGGGACAGAAGGAUGUGCUCAAACAAGCACCAAUAGAUCGUGCCUUUCAAAUAUACCUACUUGAGACAAAAGAGCUUUUGGAGGCAGCAAAGACUGCCAGCCAGUAUGCUGAUUUUUAAAAAAAUCUAAUAAGGAUAAAUUGUUUUGUAGAAAUAUUAUGGACACUGUUGCUAUUUUGUUUGCUGUAAUCGUUUGAAAAACUAAAAUGGUGCGUAGGGUAUUAAGAGGCUAUAAUGGGCAAUAGAUGCUGGUGACUUGUUUUCCAGCUCUGUAUGUGAACAUGCUGGCUAUGUAACUUGGCUUAAUAAACCAUAACUUGGCUUAUUAAGACAAAAUAUGUAUGAGCAUUUUGACUGCACGCACGGCCACUUUUCUCCUUCCUUUGCUGCGAACUGAUUAACCUGGACAUUAAUUGUGGUCAAGGAUGUUAAACUCAAAUGACUUGGAGGGCAAAUCCCCACCCCCACUCCGCGAAAAUGCUUGGGAACCACAGUAUUCUCAUAAAUAAAUGCAGGUCCCACCUUCUGAACACAAUGCAUUCCCAGGAAAUAAUUUGUUAAGUGAGCAUUCACAUAAUGAGCUGAUGAGCCAUUAUUUCUUAUGGGAACAUUUUUAAUCCAUGAGCUCUCUUCCUGCAGCCAACUAGCAAAAGAGAGGCAGAGGAAAAAUCUGAUUUGUCUAAUGUCUCCUGUUCCCUGAUUUGUCUGAAUUAUCCUGCUUGGUGAUUUGUCCGAAUCUUUCUCCCCACUCCUUCUCUCCAUGGUUUUUGCUUAAAAAUGGCAGCCCCUAGCCAGCAAAGCACAAAAAAAGGAAGGAAGUGGGCAAACUCUGGCUGUUUGGAUAUCUGAAUCAGCCAUGUGUGCAGCAAGGUUUCGGCAUAAUUCUUUGUGUUUGGAUAAGCGAAUUUUCGCAUAAUGAGCAGGUGGAUAGUGGGACCUGUGUGUAUUCUGAGUGAGGUGUGGUAGGAUUGCAUUGGGAAUUCUAACUUCUUUAUGUUUUCUAUUUCUCGUGUAGUUGGAUCACACUCUGGAUAGGUUCACAUGCAGGAAUGAACUCUGUGCCCACACCUUUACCUCGUCCUCCCCCCUCUACACUCCCUUAUCAAUUGAUUACUUCCUGAUGGUUGGUAAACCAGUUUGCCAUUGCAUCCAAACUGGCAAACUAUGGCAUGUACCUACGUUGCAGAAUGGGACUGUAAAAUAGUAUUUGAUCUUAGGGUGUUACACUGAUUUGCAAAGCAAGCACAAACCAUAGUUUGCCAGCUUGGAUGUAACUGCAAAAUAUGGUCUGUGGCAAAUGGCAUGGUCGGCAGCAGAUGGAGCACAAAAGUGGAAGAGGGAUAGGGAGUGUGAAGAAGGGAGCAACUGAGUAUAGGGUUUGCUCCUCUAGUGUCAAACCAUGGUUUGGUGUUAUAUGUGAACUGAGUCUUUGCGAAUGCAGUUGUAUAUUCCCCAUUAACCCAAUUUGAAACAAAGUUUGAAGGACCAGACCACUUUUCUCUAUAUAAAAAAAGAGCUUUUUCCAGAUCUUCAUGUGCAUGUAUUUUCUUGCCCAUGUCAAUCCGUGACAACGCAUUACAAAAGCAUUUCUGAAUUAUACCAGUGUACUUACGUAAGUCAAGAGAUGGCAUGAAAAUCAACAUUAUGCAAGAAUUUCCAAGUUCAGCAGGCUUGGUUGGAAGAACAUGCUGCCUGCGCAUUUUCCUCCGAUUAGUCAAAUGAAUCGUCAAAGUGACAAUUGCAUAAGAUGUGGCUUUUUUUUUUUUUUGCCAGUACAAUCUUUCCUGCUUUUAAACCUGAAACAUUCCAAUUUUCCUUGCUCACUUCCUUUUUAUAUAUAUUAGGUCCUGUAACCGAAGUCAAAACAGAUAUCUAUGUCACCAGUUUUGGACCUGUUUCUGAUGUAGAGAUGGUAGGUAUCACUCGCUUUCUUUGAUUUUGUAGGGUUGAGGUGGCAGUGAGGAAAUGAACCCCAGUAAUGAGUGAACGACUAAUUCAGAUGCCUUUGUGCACUGCUGUCAAUCAUGCAAAAUAGGGAAGAUUAGCAGCAGCCUAAUUUUCAGGCUAUUAAUAGAUGUGGCAGCCCUGAUUCUGUUCCUCCUAUGCAGGCUGGAUUUAGACCAAUGUGUGUGAGUUUUUUUGGUUUUUGUUUAAAUCGCUUUCAGCAGAUUUACAACAGCUAUGGAAAUGAUAUAGCCAGUUCUUUGGAGAAGAGUCACCCCAAUAUAGAAUAAUUCAUAACCUUGUUGGAUUUGAAGGACAACAAUGGCAGGAACAGAGGCAUUGGAUACUGGCAUCAAAGACUUAGUCUGAGCCACAGACUGAAGUCUGUGAACUGUACAUAUUAAACAAAAGACGCCCAUUUCCCUGAGUUGCCUCAUUUUGCACAAUUUAUACUACUCCUUUAAGUCAUGGGGAGGGACAAGAAGCUAAUGCAGAGCUAUAAGGCUGUGCCCUCAGUUACUAGAAAUCUUAUUAAUCUUCUGAGGUUUCAUAAGGUAUUGCCUGUUCUCAUUCCAACAGUAAGGACUAUAAAUUCUCCCAACAGAUAAACAAAUACAGUGGUACCUUGGUUCUCAAACUUAAUCCGUUCCGGAAGUCCAUUCCAAAAUGAAAGCGUUCCAAAACCAAGGCGCGCUUUCCCAUAGAAAGUAAUGCAAAAUGGAUUAAUCCAUUCCAGACUUUUAAAAACAACCCUAAAACAGCAAUUUAACAUGAAUUUUGCUAUCUAACGAGACCAUUGAUCCAUAAAAUGAAAGCAAUAAUCAAUGUACUGUACUAUAAAAUAAAUAAGAAAGUAUUGUAGAUGAUAAAAAUUAAAAUUAAAUUUUGUUCUUACCUGCACUGAUGAUAGUCAUUGUUUGGAGGGCGGGCUUUUAUCCAUUUCCACAGUCACACAAUCAAUCAAUCAAUCAAUCAAUCAAUGAGUAGAUGAACUGGGUUCUACACAGUCACAAAAACAAAUUAACUGAAAAAGCCUCAAAAACAAAAUUGCAAAAUAAAUAGCAAAAACAAAAGCUCCAAACUUAAUCCAUUCCGGAAGUCUGUUUGACUUCCAAAAUGUUCAAAAACCAAGGCGCAGCUUCUGAUAGGUGCAGGCGCCCCAGAAACAACAGCUGACAGCUGCAAUGGACACUCAACUUCCAAAAAAUGUUCGAAAACUGGAAUGCUUACUUCUGGGUUUUCAGUGUUUGGGAACCAAGGUGUUUGAGUAUCAAGGUGUUUGAGAACCAAGGUACCACUGUAAAUGCAAGCUGAGGUUCUCAGGUAGUUGAGUUUCACACCCAGUUCCAUCUUCCACACAUUUUCUCUCCUCCUGCUUGAGGUCACAGCAAAUGCAUAGUCGUGACGCUAGUCUAUGCCUUGCUCUUGUUCAAUCUGUGCAUUUUCCAGUGCAUGUUUUUCAAGUGCCCAGUGAUUUCACAAUUGGUUCGCUAAGGUUUCAGACCUAGUCACAUUUAUUUGGGACUUGAUUUCAGCUGAAAAUAUCAACUUCGUGUGCAUAUCCUUUUCCAUAUGGACUUGCCCUCUCUGCUGAGGUUUGAACGCAUUUGCUCUGGAGCCUCUUUGCUCUAGAUGUCCAUAUGACCUUUGCAGUUCACAUAGGGUUCUGCAUUAAGCCAUAUGCAUGCACCUAUAGAUCUUUAUCUACACACACACACAUUUUUUUAGUCCUGUGAACGCAUUUAUGAAGGCCAUUGGAAAGAUGCGUGUACAUAAGUUGUGUCCAAAUAAAGGGCUGCAUGAUCAUUUUGUGACAUGCUACUUCCCAUUUGGAUCAUCCCAUCUGUGUUUUAUUUGUUGAAAUUAGAUAAUAUUCCUUUGAUUUUGGCUGAUAUAAUUAAUCAUGUGGCCCACUGAAUAUUUUAAUUUGUCCAUCUGUUUAAAAAAAAUAGCAUGGACAUGAAAACCAUUAACAUAUGUUAAUGAAUUAAUCAUUCUGUUUCCAGUUCUGUGCUAGAGUACAAGUUUAAUUGCGUGCUUCUUGCCAUUCUAUUAGAUUAUAGUAAUUAUUUUUGAUUGAUUUAAUAUGUAUAGCAAUUUAUUUAUAUGAGUAAUGUGGAAAAUUAAAGUAUUAAAGGAGUACAUAGUUCUGUUUAAUUGAUAGAAAUGUGUUUAGGGAGUUUACAGUUACCAGUGACUAAUUUGUCCUUGAGGGAUAUUCAUAGAAAGGAUAUGCUUAUAAAACAUAUUAAGUUUGUGUCUCUUCCAAAUUACUGUAGGAAUACACGAUGGAUGUUUUCUUUCGUCAGACGUGGGUCGACAAAAGAUUAAGAUAUGAUGGUCCCAUUGAAAUUCUAAGACUUAACAACUUGAUGGUUACCAAAGUGUGGACACCAGACACUUUCUUCCGGAAUGGGAAAAAAUCUGUCUCACAUAAUAUGACAGCCCCAAAUAAACUAUUCAGAAUCAUGAGAAAUGGUACCAUCCUUUAUACAAUGAGGUAGUUGAUUUAUCUAUCUUUCCGUUCUUUUAUUUUACUUUGCGUGAGAGAGGGAACACAUCAUUCUGGGGCUAAUUCCAUUUUGUUCCUUAUAGGCUCACCAUAAGUGCUGAGUGCCCCAUGAGAUUGGUCGAUUUCCCAAUGGAUGGUCACGCCUGUCCUCUGAAAUUUGGGAGUUGUAAGUCACACAGACCUUCUCUACUUAACGUUUUAUGUAUGAAACUGGUCAGAUAAUAUCCAGAGCUGCAUGGCUUAGGUCAAUUGAAAUUAAUAGCAGGGGAUAUCACUGGACUGGUUGAGAAAUGGCAGCUUAAAACAAGGGAGAAGGGAGUUGGGAAAAGUUCUGCUGUUUUGCUUCUUGGUGUUGGCUACUGUGUGGUACCCAUCUCUGCCAUUUCUCAAAGUUUUGUGUGUGUGUUAAAAACAACCACCCCUCAGUGUUUCUCCAUCCCUGCUUUACUCAAAGUUGUGCGGCUAUUUAAAACCACCAUGUUCCUGUCAGUGUUUCUUCAUCCCUGCCUUACUCAAACUUCUGCUAUUGUUUAAAAUAGCUGUCCCCCCCCUUUAAGUGUCUCUCCCUUCUCACUGUACUCAAAGCUCUCCCUCAUCCAUUUCUCGCCAGCUCAUGUGACAGAGAUAAAGGUUGUGGAGCCCUCUAAUAUUCCAUAGUACAAUGUAUUUCGCUCCUGGUACCAUGUGUUUUCUUCAGUGUGAAGUUCCAGGGGCAAUGUAGUAAUUUAGAAUAUAUAUAUAUUUAAUUAACAAGAAGACACCCAUAUGUGUACAACACCCAUCAACUGAACUUAACCUUCUCUAAGUGAACAAGUUCAAUGGCAGACUUGCUCUUAAAAUUCUGUUUCAUCUUAAAGAUACAGUAACAUAUAUCAUCAUGGGGUGUGUGCACAAAGAUGGCUGUGGGGGCAAUCUGGGUGUAAAGAAGAGCUGAGAAAAGUGAGGAAGGGGGAGGAAAUGUGGGGUGCAGGUAAAAAUGGGGUGUUGCAAAAAAAAAAAAAAAAAAGAGGGGAAAGGAGGCAAGGGAAUGGGAGAAGUGCCAUGAAAAGAAAUGCAGAAUAGAAUGGGAUGGUGGCUUCACAACUGAUUGGAAACUGAAAAUGAAGCUAAUUGCUAUGUGUGGCUUGAGGAAGAUUCAGGAGUUUACCAGUAGGGUAGUUUGUGUUCAAGAGGAAGUUGCACAUAAGGAGGGAGAGGAGGCGGCGGCAUGAAUAUACGGCCUCGGUCCUGUAUACCUGAAGGAGCGUCUCCACCCCCAUCAUUCAGCCCAGACACUGAGAUCCAGCGCCAAGGGCCUUCUGGCAGUUCCCUCGCUGCGAGAAGCCAAGUUUCAGGGAACCAGGCAGAGGGCCUUCUCGGUAGUGGCGCCCGCCCUGUGGAAUGACCUCCCUUCAGAUGUGAAGGAAAUAAGCAGCUAUCUUCUUUUUAAAAGACAUCUGAAGGCAGCCCUGUUUAGGGAAGUUUUUAAUAUUUAAUGCUGUAUUUUUUUUUUAACACUUGAUUGGAAGCCACCCAGAGUUGCUGGGGAAACUCAGCCAGAUGGGCGGGGUAUAAAUAAAUGAUGAUGAUGAUGAUGAUGAUGAUGAUUAUUAUUGGGGUGAAGGUGGAAAUGGCUGUAAAGCGGAGUCACUGCAGAAUUGAAGAGAGAAACUGCUUCAGAAAUGGGGUUGGGAAGGUGAAAAAAUAGCUUAGUAAUUGUAUGGGGUGGGAAGAGGAAGCUCUAGGGGUUAAUAUGGGGCGAAUGGCAGUGGUGGGUCUGGCAAGCACAGCUGAGCAGCAGUUCACUCCUUAGUAAAAAAAUAAAAAUAUAAUUAUUAAGGUGACUGGCUAAUCAAAGUAAAAAAAAACCUGAAGUGUUCCAAAGGCCUGUUGGCAUGAAUAGGUUAAGACCCAACAUUUUAAUUGUAUGUAUUUUUCCAGAUGCAUAUCCAAAGAGUGAAAUGAUUUACACCUGGACAAAAGGACCUAAGAAUUCAGUGGAAGUUCCUGAAGAGUCUUCCAGUUUAGUUCAGUAUGACCUGCUUGGGCAUACAGCAUCCACUGAUACUGUUAAAUCCAUUACAGGUAAGAAUCUAGUUGGUGAUAAUCAACUUAAGGGGUGGAGUUAGCGGUCUAAUUUUGUUUUAGCCAAAGAUGUUUUGGAAAUCUCAGUGUAGCCUAAGAGGCAUAAUAAGCAUAUGACAAACCCUAGACCAUUUAUCUCCAGGCUUACACUAAAGCAGAUAGCCUGUUGCUGCGUGCUGUGCUGUCUCUCUUCAGAAAGCAAAGUGAAAAUGGUUGAAAAUGCAAGAUUGUCGCUACCGACAUAUUUUCAUAGCUGUGCUGCUGGCAAGUGUUGAUCUUUGUGAUUUAUCAUGCUACAAAUUGCAUGCAGAUUGGCCAACUAAAUCCCUAUUAGAAUUGCUGCUGGAGCAAACACAUUAAACAUAACAGCUAUUACUGCUGGGUUGUUUUUUAAAUUUUUUAAUAUAUUUUUGUGUAGUGAUAAAAAAUAGCAACAGGCAGCAGUGUGAGAAGUGGCAGUGUUUAAGAUCUGUGGGUGUUUUUGUUUUUCAUUUUUAAAAAAAUUAUGGCUGUUGGUUGGUUAUAUGAUUGUAUUGCUAAACGCUCUAUUACUGGUGCAGUUUGAAACAUGCUCUAGCAGAGAUCACGACAGAAUUAAGCAACAGAGGGAGCAGAUGUAGGCGACAGAUUUCCGAGUGUCGUUAUUGAUAGCAAGAUGAAGCAAUAUUUUCCUAAUGUAUUGGAUAUUAUCUGUAAGUGAGAUAUCACUGAUCUAUAAUGGAAUAUCAGGCCAAGAUUCUUAGAUUGCUCCUUAAGAAGGUGUCUCCGUGAUCUUGGUAAAAAAUCUCAGUAUGUACCGUAUUUUUCGCUCUAUAAGACGCACCAGACUACAAGACGCACCUAGAUUUUGGAGGAGGAAAACAAGAAAAAAAAUAUUCUGAAUCUCAGAAGUCAGAACAGCAAGAGGGAUCACUGCACAGUGAAAGCAGCAAUCCCUCUUGCUGUUCUGGCUUCUGGGAUAGCUGCGCAGCCUGCAUUCGCUCCAUAAGACGCACACACAUUUCCCCUUACUUUUUAGGAGGGAAAAAGUGAAUCUUAUAGAGCAAAAAAUACAGUAAUUAUAAAACAACUAGAUCCUGGAGUGUAAUGGACUUCCCAGCAAGAUGCCUUUACAUUUCCGUCGACUUCUUUUAAAAUUGAGUUUGAAUAGCAGCCCAAAUCCGGAAUGAUGGUUUCAUACCAGAAUUUCCACCAGAAGGCUCAGGUUGUUUAUAGCUUUCCUUUAAGUGGGUGGGUGGUAUGUGGGAGGAGAAGAUGGGCGGAAGUGAGGCAAUAAAUUGAGCAUUUUGAUCAUGCUUUGGGUUUUGGCAGGCAAUUUAUUUUCAUGGUGUGGAAUGAAGAACAUUGGUCUGGUUCUAUCCUGCACACAGUUGCACUUUGGAACAGACCUGACCCAUCCUGGGCUUAAUAAACCUCCUGUUCUUAAUGCAUGCCCUAGACUGGAGAAACAGGGAUGGAAAAACCGUGACAGGCAGGUGGCCAGCGACAACACAUCUGGUCAACUAUGUUUGGCUCUGUAGACUAGGACAUGAGCAUGGGAGAAGGCAUGCAAGCCUGCAAUAUGUUUGAUAAUCCUUAGCUCUUUACUGUCUUGGCUUUGAAACUCAUUUGCUCUUGUGCAGCAUUUUUUGGUAGGUCCUAAGCCUGACUCCAAGUAGGAUGGAGAGCCAGCCCAUUUCUUUUCAGGUGGACCUAUAACCACCUCACUUCAUUCCCCCCCUCCUGCUUUGAGCAUCGGACUGGUCCCAAGGUCCUAAGCAUACUUUCCAUACAGCCACUAUUAUGGAAAAUUUCCCAUUGCAGGCCCCACUGAAAUGAAUGGGUACUCAACUACACAAGCCCAGGGAGGUGCUUUUGUGCUGCCCCCAUUCAUUUCAAUGGGGUUUAAAUGGGAGAACUUCACCUGGUGAAUAACAACUAUGCUUGGUAUUCAUUGGCUAAAAAAAAUCAAUGAAAGGAAGACAUUUUCUUGGUGCAUCUGUUGAAAAUAUAAUCCUGAAGUAGUAAUUAUAUGUUUUCCAGAUGCUGCAGUAUCAGAACAGACAGCUAAUAUUUUACUUAUACUUAUUUUUCCCUCCCUCCAGCGUAUACCUACAUAUCUUUAUGGUAUGUGAAAGUAUGAGAGAUGUCAAACAGUCCCUAUUAUUUCAUGUUUUACAUCCCACCUCCUGGGUAGUAUUUUAAGAUCUACUUGUUUUCCCUGGACUCAGUAUGGCUUUUGUUUAUUAUUAUAUAUCCUGUUCUUCCUAUGUGGAGCUUGGAGUGACUCAUGUGAGCUCCCACUGCUGUCUUAGCCAGGCUGAAACUUCGUUCACUUUAGUGAAUCUUCAUGUUUUCAGAGUCAAAUGAACUGAAUGCAAUUUGAGUAGCUGGAGAAUAUGUUAAAAUAAAUAAAUAAAUCUGGGUGUACUGAAAGUUUUUUUUAAAAUCACUUUUGGCUUCCCCCCCCUUUAAGGUGAAUAUGUCGUUAUGACAGUACACUUCCACCUCAGACGAAAAAUGGGUUAUUUUAUGAUACAAACAUACAUCCCAUGCAUCAUGACUGUGAUCCUCUCUCAAGUUUCAUUUUGGAUCAAUAAGGAGUCUGUUCCUGCCAGAACUGUUUUUGGUAAGUCUCACCACUGA
Podarcis lilfordi (Lilford's wall lizard) is the source of this 34675-nucleotide messenger RNA. Lineage: Eukaryota; Metazoa; Chordata; Lepidosauria; Squamata; Lacertidae. The record is from the annotation of a GenBank genome assembly.